AAUGAGCGCGCGGGGCUAGUAGAGCAGCGGCUGGGCCGCCCAAUGAACGGGCGGGUUCCCGCGGUUAGGGGCGUAGCAGAAGCGGUCGUCAGGGGCGUGGCGGCAGUUGCCUGGGCGGGGCCGGUAGCGGCGGGAGCUGCACUGGCCAGGGGUUCCGGCUGCAUUUCCAUGAGCGCCGCCGGCAGCUGCGGAGCUGCGGGAACCGGCCUGGGCGCGAGCUGGACCGCUGUAGUCAACCACGCGCAGCUUUUAGGUUAAUUGAAUAAGAGAUCUGACCUGACGGGCCCAGCUGUACAACUCUUCAAGGACGCUUAACAUUCGCAGUAGAGAGGAACAGGGAUAUAGAUCAAGAUGAACGCCAUGCUGGAGACCUCCGAGCUCCCGGCCGUGUUUGACGGGGUGAAGCUGGCUGCGGUGGCCGCCGUGCUGUACGUGAUCGUUCGGUGUUUGAAUCUGAAGAGCCCCACAGCCCCGCCUGACCUCUACUUCCAGGACUCGGGGCUCUCACGCUUUCUGCUCAAGUCCUGUCCUCUUCUGACCAAAGAAUACAUUCCACCGUUGAUCUGGGGGAAGAGUGGACACAUCCAAACAGCUUUGUAUGGGAAGAUGGGAAGGGUAAGGUCACCACACCCCUACGGGCACCGGAAGUUCAUCACCAUGUCUGACGGAGCCACUUCGACCUUCGACCUCUUCGAGCCCUUGGCUGAGCAUUGUGUUGGAGAUGACAUUACCAUGGUCAUCUGCCCUGGAAUUGCCAAUCACAGCGAGAAGCAGUACAUCCGAACAUUUGUCGACUACGCCCAGAAAAAUGGCUAUCGGUGCGCCGUGCUGAACCACCUGGGUGCCCUACCCAACAUUGAAUUGACCUCGCCACGCAUGUUCACCUACGGCUGCACCUGGGAAUUUGGAGCCAUGGUCAACUACAUCAAGAAGACAUACCCCCUGACCCAGCUGGUCGUCGUGGGCUUUAGCCUUGGUGGUAACAUCGUGUGCAAAUACCUGGGGGAGACUCAGGCAAACCAAGAAAAGGUCCUGUGCUGCGUCAGCGUGUGUCAGGGGUACAGCGCACUGAGGGCCCAGGAAACCUUCAUGCAGUGGGAUCAGUGCCGGCGCUUCUACAACUUCCUCAUGGCUGACAACAUGAAGAAGAUCAUCCUCUCGCACAGGCAAGCUCUUUUUGGAGACCAUGUGAAGAAACCCCAGAUCCUGGAGGACACGGACCUGAGCCGCCUCUACACGGCCACAUCCCUGAUGCAGAUCGACGACAAUGUGAUGAGGAAGUUCCAUGGCUAUAACUCCCUGAAGGAAUAUUAUGAGGAAGAAAGCUGCAUGAGGUACCUGCACAGGAUUUAUGUGCCUCUCAUGCUGGUUAAUGCAGCUGAUGACCCCUUGGUGCAUGAAAGCCUUCUAACCAUUCCAAAAUCUCUUUCAGAGAAACGGGAGAACGUCAUGUUUGUGCUGCCUCUGCACGGGGGCCACCUGGGCUUCUUUGAGGGUUCCGUGCUGUUCCCCGAGCCCCUGACGUGGAUGGAUAAGCUGGUGGUGGAGUAUGCCAACGCCAUCUGCCAGUGGGAACGUAACAAGUCUCAGUGCUCUGACACGGAGCAGGUGGAGGCCGACCUGGAGUGAGGCCUCCCGAACUCUGGCAUGUUCCAGCUGACCUCCUCUGGAACCCGCGUCCUUCACCGGCUGUUUCAGGUCUCCCAUCUCCCUCAGUGACCUGGAUCUGACCUCACACCAUCAACGGGGGCCACCCACCAGGCACACCUGUCCUGGAGUAGGUGGCAGUCCCUGGGAGCUCCAGGCUAUUUUUGUGCUUAGUUACUGGUUUUCUUCAUUGCAUUGUUAGCCAUGGUGACAAGUGACAGGGUUCCCACCCUCCUGUCCAGCUGCAGCACCUAAUUGCUUUGAAGCCAAUUACUUCUAGUUUCCCUAUUAAAAAUGUGUCUGAACAGCAGUUUUGCUUUGCCAUUCAAAAGGUCUUUCCCCAAGAACAGUGAAGGAUGUACGUUAUUUCAUGGUGGCUGUCUGUGUCCUUAUUUAGACCCUGAAAAGAGCUCACCAGUGUAGGCCACUGCUGAGGAUGCAGUUCAGCUGGGAGCCUGAGGACCUGGGCCUCCCAGGCCAGAGUGUGGCCUCUUACAUGGCAAAGAAAAUUCCCUGGAGUCACAAACCAAGUUUCUCCCUCACUGUCUUCUAAGACGGUUUUCCCACUUUGCUGAUGAUGAGAGUUACCUAGGGCGCUUGUUCAAAAUUCAGCCUCCACGGUGCCUCCCCUUGGAAAAGCUGAUUCAGUGGGUCUGGGAAGGGGUCUGGGGAUUUUAAUUUUUGUCAAGUGCCCCAGGUGAUUCUCAUCACCAGGCAAAUUUGGGAAAUGCUUCUGCAGGGCCUUUAAAUUAGAAACAUCUCAGUGGCUCCUUUUAUUGAAAUUCAUAGUUAGAGGUAUCUCUGAGCUCCCAGGGGCCCCCAGAGCAACAAGGGCUGUCGUGAGCAGCCGCCUUGUGUGACCCCAGUGUGAUGUCUCGGAAGGGGCCUGGGCUGGGAGUGAAGAGUGUGGACUCCGCCUGACUCCGCUUCUCACUGGCUGUAUGACCCUGGAAAACUCCCUUGAACUUGAGUUUCUUCGCCUGUAAAAUGGGGGACUUGGACCAGGUAGAUUGCCGAAAUACUACCAGUUCUCAAGUUCAAUGACAAACUCGGUUUACUGAGGUUUGAGAGAACAUCUCUCCAGCGGAGCCUGGGAGCUAGUCUCCUAGUCUGAGCAUGUAGAUGUCAUCAUUUGCCUUUUUUUCUGUCCCUCAUUUGCGAUAAAGAGGUGUUUUGUUUUGUUUACGCAUUCAAUUGUAAUUUUAUUUUUUUAACCCAGGUCUCUCUAACUUUGGCUUUUGAUACCAAACAAUUCAAAAGUUGGAUCUGAGUUUGGAGAAAGAUCUUUCCAACCAAAGAGGGUGUUAUUUUGAAACCAGAUUUUUAAUUUAAUAGCCUAUAUUUGUAGUCUCUUGGACAGAUCUUUCUAAAGUGUGUCUUCUCCAAUGAAAAUGUCUCUCUAGGUUUCAAGUACUCCUCUUCUCCAAUCUUGUGGUACUCGAAUAUCUAAAAACCCUGCACUUUGAAAAAUCAGCAGUUGCUAUCCAGAACUAAACAGAACUAUGAGUGAAAUUGCCUAGAUACUUUUU
Molecule: messenger RNA, 3176 nt
Organism: Ceratotherium simum simum (southern white rhinoceros)
Lineage: Eukaryota; Metazoa; Chordata; Mammalia; Perissodactyla; Rhinocerotidae
Gene: ABHD2
Product: abhydrolase domain containing 2, acylglycerol lipase
Biological process (GO): acylglycerol catabolic process; steroid hormone receptor signaling pathway; medium-chain fatty acid catabolic process
Cellular component (GO): sperm plasma membrane; sperm flagellum
Molecular function (GO): monoacylglycerol lipase activity; acetylesterase activity
Source: RefSeq, a predicted model, not a curated record